GCUUUGCCUAGAGAUCCAGUGCGAAACCAAGUUCGCCGAGCGGGCCCGGCGCGCAGGUCCCGGCUCCAGCCCAGGGCACAAAGAGCCGGGCCGCGUGCCCCGCGGGCCCCCAGCUCCCACAGCCCGCGCCUCGCUCCCCUCUGCGGGCGCGGCGGCCGAGCCGGGCCGCUCUGUUUGUUGUGGAAGGCGAUGGUGGAGCGCGCGCGGCCGCAGCGCUGGGGAGGGGGCGCGGGCAGAAUUUCCUUCCUGCGAGUGCCAGAGACCUAGAAAGUAGUGACCAGCCCUCCUCGGGUUACUCUCCGCUGGCUCCUCCCCCACCUCCAAAUUUGCAUAAAAAAGGCCGAGAAAACCCUGGCAGCGCCCCAGCCUCGGCUCACUCUGCUCCCCCGGGUCGGAGCCCCCCGGAGCUGCGCGCAGGCUGCAGCGUCUGGCCCGCGCCGUCCUCCCCGCGCCCGGCCUCGCGCGCUCCGGCUUCCCAAACCCCCAGCCUCGCCGAGCACGGUCCGCGGGCCCGGGACGAGCUUGGGCUCCGGCUGCCCCGCGCUUGCCCGGCUCGGCUCCCUCCGCCCCCCGCGGGUCGCGCGCCCACGAUGCCGCAGGGCCCCGGUCCGCUGUUGCUCUUCGUCCUCGCGCUGCACUGCUCGCUGGGCUCGGCGCACGGGCUCUUCCUCUUCGGCCAGCCCGACUUCUCGUACAAGCGCAGCAACUGCAAGCCCAUCCCGGCCAGCCUGCAGCUGUGUCACGGCAUCGAGUACGGGAACAUGCGGCUGCCCAACCUGCUGGGCCACGAGACCAUGAAGGAGGUGCUGGAGCAGGCGGGCGCCUGGGUCCCGCUGGUCGUGAAGCAGUGCCACCCGGACACCAAGAAGUUCCUGUGCUCGCUCUUCGCCCCCGUCUGCCUCGACGACCUGGACGAGACCAUCCAACCCUGCCACUCGCUCUGCGUACAAGUGAAGGACCGCUGCGCCCCGGUCAUGUCCGCCUUCGGCUUCCCCUGGCCCGACAUGCUCGAGUGCGAUCGCUUCCCCCAGGACAAUGACCUCUGCAUCCCCCUCGCUAGCAGCGACCACCUCCUGCCGGCCACAGAAGAAGCUCCGAAGGUGUGUGAAGCCUGCAAAAGUAAAAAUGAUGAUGACAACGACAUAAUGGAAACUCUUUGUAAAAAUGAUUUUGCGCUGAAAAUAAAAGUAAAGGAGAUAACCUACAUCAACAGGGACACCAAAAUCAUCCUGGAGACCAAGAGCAAGACCAUUUACAAGCUGAACGGUGUGUCCGAACGGGACCUGAAGAAAUCGGUGCUGUGGCUCAAAGACAGCUUGCAGUGCACCUGCGAGGAGAUGAACGACAUCAACGCGCCCUAUCUGGUCAUGGGACAGAAGCAGGGCGGGGAGUUGGUGAUCACCUCGGUGAAGCGGUGGCAGAAGGGGCAGAGAGAGUUCAAGCGCAUCUCCCGCAGCAUCCGCAAGCUGCAGUGCUAGUUCCGGGGUCCCAGAGGCGCCAGAGCUCACCUGACCGUUUCCGUUUCCGGUGGACCCCCCCACACACACAUCAUUUUCGGUUUUCCAAGCACAGUCCAGUGUGCUCCAUCCCCGGCCUGGAGCACCUUGCCUGCCUUUUGCACGUUUCCAUCCCAGCAUUUCCUGAGUUACAAGGCCCUGGGAGGCCUCGGGAAUGGAUAUCUGUUUCCGUAGAAAGAAAAAACCCAAACCAAUAAAGUCAUGACUAUUUUUAUGGCUAUUUACAAGGCUAAUUUUGAAUAUAUGUGACUGUGUCUUGGGUCUGAUUUUGUUUUUAACCCACUGUUUGAUCGGAAUCGGCUGGUUUUCACCACUCACUGAGGUGGCCAUGCAAGAUGCUUCAUUUUGCUCUGUGGCUCGAACCCAUGGGUUGCAAACUGUUGGGAUAAAGCAGGCUGUUAUCCCAACCUCUCCCUCAGCUCCAGCCUGAGACUCACUAAGAAUACAUUUGCCGUGUUACGCCCUCACUAGGAACUCACACAGUUGCAUGUAUCACAUUCCAGCUGCAGUACUUCCAUUUAUAAGAAGCACAUUACCAGUCUUCAUAGCAUGAUUUCUUCAAAUAAAGGGCAAAGUAAAUAAAUUUUGUAAUUGACUUGAGUUCAUUAAGCCUUGUUUAAAGCAUUUUUUACUUAAUUUUUUGCAAAUAAAACCAUUGUAGCUUACCUGUAAUAUACAUAGUAGUUUACCUAAAAAGUUGUAAAAAUAAUUGCUUUAACCAACACUGUAAAUAUUUCAGAUAAACAUUAUAUUCUUGUAUAUAAACUUAACAUUCUGUUUUA
This is a messenger RNA of Chinchilla lanigera (long-tailed chinchilla), 2299 nucleotides long. It is a transcript of the gene Sfrp2, whose product is annotated as secreted frizzled-related protein 2. Gene Ontology annotation, molecular function: Wnt-protein binding. Lineage: Eukaryota; Metazoa; Chordata; Mammalia; Rodentia; Chinchillidae. The record is from RefSeq and is a predicted model, not a curated record. Gene Ontology annotation, biological process: non-canonical Wnt signaling pathway; negative regulation of canonical Wnt signaling pathway; canonical Wnt signaling pathway.